GUUAGUUUGUGCCAAACUGGCGGGCCCUGUGCGCACAAUUUCAAACGACCCACAAAAAGGAGGUGCUCCAACUGCAUUCUUUCCAAGAGUGCUGUUGACUUACUUUGUCCGUAUCAGUAGAUAGUCUAUUAGCGGAGUUGUCUACCGUACGGUGGUCAUCAGUGUGAGAGUGUCCAUCAAACGCUUGGUUGCGUCGUCGAAUAAGGACUUCCCCUCGCUCUUUUCCUGUUACAGUACCACCAAAGAGCUUUUAGUUCCCGUCAUACACCGGCAGCAGCAGCCCCAACCAUCCGUCAAACAAGGCACCACUACUCUACUCAUCAUACAACAACAAUACUACCGUACUGUAUCUAUACACUCCACUACGAACAAUGAGCAACAAAACCACACCGACGGUAUCCUUGAUGAAGGAGUUGAUUGGAGGAUGCAUGUGUCAAGUGGGAGCAGGUCCCCAAGCGUCCAACGACAAUAGUCGAUCCUCGCAAUUCGUCAGCAUUCACGGCAUUGAAUUCAUUGGUCUGGGAGCCGUCAUUGACGAACUCACUGCCAAGGAACGCGUCUACGAUACGCUCGAACAGCUCACCACUCGUACCGAACGACUCAUCUCCAUUGGAUACUUGAGUGUCGAAGAUGCUUCGCCGACAAGUAAGACGGCCAAGAUUGCCGUCGAGACAGUGCCUUUGGAUGUAUGGGAAAAGACGUACCCCAACGAUCAAAGCAUGGCCAAACACGUCAAGAAAAAGAUUGCCAAUAUUACGUCCAAAAAGUUUGACGCAUCCAUUACCGAGUUCCACAAUGAUCUCAAAUCGCAACGCGCCAAUCCGCAACGAGGGACCAAUGGACUCGUCGCGGGCAUUACGGCACACAAUCUAGCCGUCCUUCAUGUCUUGGCGGGAAACGAUCAGGAAAUCAUUCCACUCUUUCAAGAAGCCAUUGAUCGCAAACGAGAUGCUUUCGGGCAUGAUCAUCCACAAGUCGCCAUUUCACUCGAUGAAAUUGGCAUUCAAUACUUUGCCGCCGAACGAUUCCCGGCAUCCCUACAAGCCUUUCAGGAAGCACGACAAAUUCGGGCUCCUACCGCACACAACAAUCCCUCCAAAAUGGCCAUGGUACUCAAUAACAUUGCCUGUUGCCAUUUCCAAAUGGGACAGCAUACACAAGCCUUGACGACGCUCGAAGAAGCACGCAAUAUUCUAAAGUCGUCUGCUGCCAAUGCCACGGAUCUGGAUUUGCUCCAUGUCGCCAUUACCAAUUGCAACUAUGCCUAUCUCUUGUUGCAGGCCAAGAAAUACGAGGAAGCGAGAGUCAUCUUUGAAGAAGAGUUGUUGAUUCAGCAAUCGGUAUUAGGCGACAAUCAUCGAGCAAUACGAGACACACUCAGCAAUAUCGAGUUCACCAAUGCCUUUCACUCAUAGAAUACAAUGACAUGGAAGUCUUGGGAUUUGGCAAAACUAUGACUGUAGUGCAAACGUUUUCAUGCUGCUUUGGAUGUGAGGAGCCCAGAUGGAUUGAUUGGAUUGA
Messenger RNA from Seminavis robusta, 1521 nucleotides. The record is from the annotation of a GenBank genome assembly. NCBI's taxonomy places the organism in Eukaryota, Bacillariophyta, Bacillariophyceae, Naviculales, Naviculaceae.